UCGGACGUCAGCAGUGUGUGUGUUUAGUUUUGAUUUGUUUCAUUUGAAAUUCUUUUGUUUUUUUUUGUAAAAGGGCUUAAUCGUUUCCGUUAUGUUUGUAAUAUAAUUUUGUAUUUAUAUAUUACUGUAGUAAAUAUUGUUUAGUCGUCUCAUAAGUAAUAAUUAAUAAUGUACAUUUUGUAACAAGCGAUCUUGCUAGAAAUUAAUUAUCAUCAUACUUUAAGAAUGACGCUAACUAUGACAAAAAAAGUUAGCGAGGUUCAAGCAGAAACCGUGCAGUUUAUGUCCUUAGAAAAAGCAGAAGAUGAACACAGGCAAGACGGGGAUUAUAAUUCAGGCUCCACUCUUCUUCGACGAGGCAAGAAGCUGGAAGACAACAAUAAUUUAACCAAAGAAGACAUAGAAUAUGUGAAUUACCGCCAGUUGCUCAAGUAUGAACAGGCUCCAGAGUAUCUCCAGCACAAUCCUUACAUAAGGGAUGGAUAUAGGAAGCUGUUACCUACUAAACUUUGUUGGGAGAGUAUAUUCUGGUGGACGAACGAAACGAUGAACAUAUGGACACACUUGUUCGGCUUCUUCCUGGUGGUCGGGCUGACGAUCAACGACCUGGUCAUCAUCAACAUCCACGCCACCUUCACAGACAAAGUGGUUGCUGCUAUACUUCUCUCGUGUUUUAUGGUGUGCAUGGCGCUGUCAGCGCUGUACCACACGUUCUCAUGUCGCUCGGAGUGCGACUACAACACGUUCCUGAUGUACGACCUCUUCGGCAUCGCGCUCUCGCUGCUCGCCAUAUACACCUCCGGCGUGUACUACGCUUUCUGGUGCCACCAUGAGCUAAAGGCGUUCUACAUGGUGUCGGUAACGCUGAUCUUCGUGGUGGCGAUGGCUCUGCAGAUCCCGCGGCUGAACGUGCCGUACCUCGUGAAGAUGUGCGUGUUCAUCGGCUGGGCGGCCUACGGGGUCCUACCCACGCUGCACUGGUGCUACGCGAUGGGAGGCUUCGAAAACCCUAUGGUGCAGAUGUUCUUUCCUCGAGUGAUAAUGAUGUACGUUAUAAGCGGAACUGCAUUCAUCAUUUACGCAUUUAAGAUCCCAGAGCGCUGGUUCCCGGGGCGCGUGGACUACAUCGGGCACUCGCACCAGUGGUGGCACGUGCUGGUGAUGGCCGCGCUCUACUACUGGCACAACUCCGGCAUGAUGUACGUGCAGUACCGCAUGAACCAUGGAUGCGCCAACACCAUGCGGAUAUUCUGAACACUACACAACACAACACCCAGCGCCGGACCUACAUUUUUUUCGAGAGGAGCCCAUAGCUAAAAAAAUACGAAAUUGGCGCAACUUAGAUUUGACGAAGUUCGAAUUUGGCGCCCUCCUUCCCCCCCGAACUUCACGCCCGUGGCCACGGCUUGCGCCUCUAGAUCCGGCUCUGACAAGACCUACAUCAAGGCAACUACCAUAGUCUGUGCGAAAAAUGUAUAGGGCCCUAUAUAUAUUCUACGACUCUUCUCUUUCCGAACAGUGCCUAGGUAAUGUCACAAUAUAUAACGUACGCUUCGAUAGCGAUUGCGACUGACUAAACUGGCAGAUUAUGGUCAUCUUUAUAAGCUCUCUUUAUAUCUCUCUCAUUGCUAAGUAAAAACGCUAAGCAUAAAAUGUACAAUUUCCUCUCUAUUCUUAUCUCUCGCACAUAAUCAUAUUGCUGUCUUAUUCUGUAUAGUCUGUUAUAAUCAAGUACUAACCUAUAACACCUAUGAUACUCUAUAUACACGUACACACAUUUGAACUUGCCAUAAAUAUGUAGGAUUUUAACCUUCUGCUUAUGCUAUUGGUCAUUACUCUCAUUAGCAUAUGGAGAACAAUUUUCUUAAAUGAAUUAUGAACAUUUUCUCACGUAAAUAAAUUAAAGUAGUGUUUGGUGCAUUCAGGCUCUUUAGAUAAUGAUCCGAUGUGACGAGAUCUGCCGCCACAGUAUAAAGCCUUUUGCGGUUAAUCGUCUUAGAUAAAUUUCUAGCGUAUCAUUAGAAAUAUUUAAAAUUUACUAGGAUCUUAGGUAUCGUAUUCAUGAGGGCAAUAUUCUCAGUAAAAUAUAGAUAAAAUGCUCAAUUAAAUAUCUUAAACAUUCCAUGGAACAUUCCUAUAGGAAAAUCCUGGGAAGUUUGUGAUUUUAAGUGUACUUAAAAGUUAUUAUUACACGUAAGUGUUUAUUGGUGCUGCUGUAAUUUUUGAUUUGAUUGGUAUAAAUUCUGUACUUAAUUUUGAUCUAAAUCAUGUCCUGUUUUCGAGAAUAUGUUUCGUUUUAGAAAUCCAUUUACUGUAUGUUAAUUAUCUGUGAUUGUUGUUCUGUUUUGAUAUUAUUUAUUUUCUUAGUAGGCAAUUAUUGUUAUUUUGGAAUGGGGUUAUUAUAAAUUUAUUUAUAAAUCUUAAUAAAACAUACAAAA
Molecule: messenger RNA, 2438 nt
Organism: Leguminivora glycinivorella
Lineage: Eukaryota; Metazoa; Arthropoda; Insecta; Lepidoptera; Tortricidae
Product: progestin and adipoQ receptor family member 3
Exons: 7
Coding region: 226-1254 (342 amino acids)
Cellular component (GO): membrane
Molecular function (GO): signaling receptor activity
Source: RefSeq, a predicted model, not a curated record